UCUCCCCAUAGUAAUAACCUCUUUCAGAGAAGGUUAAAAAGAGACAGUGCACAUGCUCAGAAAUGCUGCACUUGUUCUGUUAGCAGUUUGCAGCGGCCAUUUCAAAGAGACCAUCACAAAGACAAGAGAGAGAUCAGAGAAGCACCCAAGAUGCUGGCACCCUGCCUUCUGAGAACAGUGGUCCUUACAGUUCCUUUAGUUUUUGUGGUUGCACUGCUUCUCAUGGAGCCUGUUAGAUCUGAUCAAGAAGCGGGAACAGCCAUACCAGCUGAAAGUCGUCCCUGUGUUGAUUGCCAUGCAUUUGAGUUCAUGCAGAGAGCUCUGCAGGAUUUAAAGAAGACAGCAUAUAAUCUGGACACACGGACAGAAACUCUGCUUCUUCAGGUGGAAAAGAGAAAUCUGUGCGACUGUGUAACUGCAAAUCUGCUGAACUGAAUCCUGGAGGCCAGCUAAGGAGUAUCACCUGUUCAGCGGUUUUUAAAAGGCAGCUGUAUAAAAUACAGCUUUAUGGAGUUCGUGUUGCAAGCAUGUAUGCCUCAAUGAACUGAGGAAACUGGGGGGUUGUGUCUUACGUAUUUGUCUGUUCUGUUUUUUUUUUUUUUUUUUUUUUAAAUAGUACCCUCUUUUAAUAUCCACUGGGUUGCCAGUAAGGGCUUAGUUCAGUAAAUCUGUUACUUGAUAUUAGAGUCAGGGGGAAAUUGACCUGCUUUGAUUUUUAAAUCAGAGUUGACCAAGUGUAACCCACAAGAUAAAUAUGACCAGCAGUGGUCUAGAGACACUUGCAGCUGUUUUUUGUCUCUAAAAUUAAUAUAUCUCUGUGGCAACUUACCCAGUUAUAUUGAGACAAGGAGUUGUGGUCUCUGUAGGCUUUACCUGUAUAUUAAAGAUGAUGGAAGUAUUUUCUGUUUGUUAUCUGCACUGUGACCACGUUCAGGCAUGUUGUAGUUCUGUCAGCUGUAAUGAGGUACGUGUCAUGAGGAGGUAUAUAUGUGCUGUACUUGGACCAAAACAGUUUGUAUCUUACUGCUGACUUUUAUGCAUAAGAGUAUUGUCUUCUUUAAUUAAAAUCCUUAGUUUCUUCCCCUCCUUCCCCAGACACUCCACUCUUAACCCACUGUAUCCUAAAUAGCUUUAUCUUAGCAGGUCAAAUGGGUAUAGUAAAAGAAGGAGAAUAAGGGCAUGACUAGGCAGCCUUGCCAGUUCUGGUUGUACCAAAUGCUACCACCAGCAACUGCUCAGCAUCACAUUGAAGGAAAGUUACCAGCUCCGUGCAGCACCAAGAAGUUUCUUCAUGAGAAGGUAUUUAUUUUACUUAAGAUGAAACACAGUGGUUAGGUCAUGCAUAUUUGGUCCAUUCUGCGGUGGACUGAACUCUGAAUGUUUUGGUCUUUCCCUGUAGUUGCCUUUGAAGGCUGCUCUUUUUGUUUCAGGCAUGAAGACAGACUUGUGCACCUGAAAGCUGAGGUUAUUUUUAUCCUCAACUCUACCACUUUAUUCUAAGAUAUGUGUCCACCCACAAGUCUGAAUUAGGCUGAGCAGUUUGAGUAGAUGCUCUGAGUUUUUUUGCCGUGAUUUAGAGCUGUAUCAAACCAUUCCAGCAGUGGGGCUGUGGGGUGCUAACCUGGCUUAGGAAGUGGAUGGGAGGUGGACAUCUGAAGGCCAAAACGUCUUCAGCUAAAUUUGGAAGAGGUGCCUGCCUGCGGCCUUACUUCUGUAACUAAACCGGUGGGACUUUGCUGGAAGGGGAUGAGAGAUGAAAUAUAAUUGCUGCUCUGCCAGUGCAGCUGUAGGUAUGGUAACAAACAGCUGGGGGAGCAGAGGAACAUUAUAGACAGCGUCAGUGGCUCACCAGACCUGUCCAGCACUUGGAAAAGCAAUUCCUGCACACUGAGAGCUGCAGCAUGCCUUUCUGCAUGGGACCAGGACAUAGGCCAGCACAGGAGCUCCAAGUGAACUAGAGAGGGGAUUCUGCUGUUAUUUUUUCAAAUUCCCACAAGGAGCACCUGUGCUGUGUGUUUUUUUCCUAAGCCUGUUCACACAGCACAGAAGCACUGGCACUGCUCAUAUCCAGCUGCUGGGCAAAAUACGAGAAACUGCAAUCCUCACCUGUAGCUCCACUCCCAGAGAGUGGGAAGGGAGAGCAGUCUUUCACUCAUGCAUGGCAGACCGUUUGCUUCUUGGAGCAAGGCUUCCUUUGGAGGGCUUCAGCUGAUCCUGGCUGUAGCAGAAUGGCAUCUCAAAGCUGGUCGGCUUUUGCUGCAGUUGGGUCUUCCCAAUCUUGUUCUAGCUUGGCUUUGUUCAGAGGCUUUGCUCUGGACCUGCCUUGGCUCUCCUCUCCAGUGCAACCUCCAUUCACGCUUCUCUCUAGGCCCAGGGAUUUCUUGCUGAAUCCCUGUCCCUCCCAUCCUGAUGACUCUGCAUAUAGUCACUGCAAGUGUGGGCAGUGGGGCUAGUACUCCUCAGGUCGGUGGUCCCUUUAGAUUCUGCUGGCAGCACUGCGGGAACAAUGAGCGGCAUUCCAGUUUACCAAGGAGUGAGUGAACACCAACCAACAUUCCCACUGCAGAAUUGGGAAGAAGUCCCAGAACAGUUCAAUGGUGAAAACUCUGCUCCCAAAGCUGAGUUAGUCUGUGGACUGUCCACCAGGUUGCGGUAAGCUCACCAGCUUUUUAUAUGUGUGGACAGGAACCCAGCCAUGGUCAGCUGCUGGUUUUGCCAGGCAUUGAGUAAUAAGAUGUUCUGACACACCUGGAAACACCUGUAAAUCUUGGUGAAUUUUUCCCUUGGUGUCUGCACAGACAUUGGCUUGAGCAAAAGAAAAUCUGACCACAUGGAAAUACUUUCCUUCAGUCAUUUUGCUACACCCCUACCUUCUGAUUCACAUUGCCAGAACUGGGGUAGUGAAUCACAGGACAUGCUAGCUGUUGCCCCAAGAGAAAGCAGCCAGGAGGGGAAUAACUUUCUCAUUCUCUUCCUCAGCAUCUGAAAAAUUAAAGAUUCCCUUGAGUCUGCAGAAGAUCCAUUAGAAUGAGGAAUUUCCUAGUGGAAAUCGCUGUAUGCUCCUUUAAAGCCCACCUUACCUAUUUUCGUUUAGUUGAAUGACUGUUCUGUGUUACCUCUUGUUCAAAACCAUGAAAAUAGCAGGAGAGCAGAAGACAGCUAAUAUGUCACCAGUUCUAAAAAGCGAUUGUCAGGGAGGUCAGGGAAUUGCGCCCAGCAAACAGAAUAUCUGUUCUGGGCAAGUGAACAGAAACUUUUGAAGGAUUUGAAUAUGUAAACUCAGGGUUUAAUAUGACACAGUGAGAGGAGUCAAGGCCGUUUUUAUAGAGCAAAAGAAUACAGCAGAACCAAAUAAACUGCUGACAAAAGCAGCUAGGGUAAUCCAAAGUAAUGUACGGACUAGGAGUCUUCAGUCUAGACAGAGAUGACUGAAGAAGGAGAUGAUAGAAUUUUAUAAAACCAUGAGUGACCAGAAAAUGACUGUUUGCUGUCCCUUCCCAAACAAGAAGUGGGAUGCCUUGAACAGAACCAGCUGGAGGCAGGGUCAGAGCAAAUAGGAGAGUGAAGCUCUUGACCUAUUGCAUGUUUCAGUUGUGGAAUUCCUCAUUGCAGGAUGUUGCUGAUGUUAAAAAUUUACAUGUGUUUAAAAAGCAUCUGUUCAGACUCAUGCCUGAAAAUCCUAUUGCAAACUGUUAAAUAUAAAAACAGCAACUUUGAUUCAGGAGGUCCCUAAACCACCAGUUCUUGCAGGUUAACAGUGUUGUAGGAAGACGUCGUAGUUGACCUGGGUAUAUAUUUUUCCCUACACAUUUCUUAUUGUUCAGUGCUAAGGAUGAGAUAUUGGCCUCAGAAGGAUCUGUGGUGCAAUCUGGUGCGGUUGUUCUUAUGUGUAGAAAUGAGCUGCUUCUCAAAUUCAUAAAGCAAACCUCCCGGUGCUCCAGAAAGCCACUCCUUGUUACCCCUUAGAAACAAAUAUUUUUAGAAAGUCUUGAAGUUCUGGGUUUCCCCAUUGCCCACGGACAGGGCACCAUUAAUUAGGCUCAUGGCUUUGGUUCUGCAGCCCAGUACAUUGCAGAGACCACUCCAAAGGGAGAAGGCUCCUUUUUGAAGGGAGCCCUUUGUGCUGGCCAUUGGAUGAGCAGAUCAAUUCUCCUGUGCCAUAAAGAAAUCUUGCAGCAAUCCACUUGUGAGUAGCAACCACUUGUGCAUGUGAAAAAUGUCUGAAACUGAUUGUAUGUUACUGUGGUCAUGCUGCUGAGCUGGGAAAUCUCUUCCAGACUUAUGGUACCGUGUCUUUGGUGGUUCUGGCGCUAUUUUGUCUCUUGUCCCUCUUCAUCUAUGCAUACAGUAUUUUCUCUGCCCUCUGACAUUUUUAACAUGUAAAACAGAAAGUGUUAGUACAAACAGGCUUUCUCUUCCCAUCAUACUUAAAAGUGCCGCUGUGCCUCCUACAAGAAGUGCAUUUUUUCUCCUCAAAAUCCAAUACAAAAGUCCCUGCUAAAUCCAAACUGUUGUUUCAUAUGUAUUUAAUACGUCCAUCAGAACAUGCAUGCGUCCUUCUCACUGUCCUGUUUUAUUCCGUGAACUACAUUAUGUGGUUGUCUCUGGCUUUCUAACUGCACUGAAAGCUGUCUGGGGCAAAGAAGUUGUCAAUAGCACUGAAAGGUGGCCAUCACACCUUCAGGUGUUAUGAAUUUAUUAAAUAAAAACCACAGUGUAAAAUA
Messenger RNA from Chroicocephalus ridibundus (black-headed gull), 4724 nucleotides. Its product is annotated as NELL2-interacting cell ontogeny regulator 1-like. The transcript has 4 exons. The record is from RefSeq and is a predicted model, not a curated record. NCBI's taxonomy places the organism in Eukaryota, Metazoa, Chordata, Aves, Charadriiformes, Laridae. Bases 151 to 435 code for a protein of 94 amino acids.